Trichoderma reesei QM6a is the source of this 435-nucleotide messenger RNA. RefSeq lists its product as uncharacterized. Gene Ontology annotation, biological process: vesicle-mediated transport; protein secretion. The transcript is spliced from 2 exons. Bases 1 to 435 code for a protein of 144 amino acids. Gene Ontology annotation, cellular component: Golgi membrane. The record is from RefSeq and is a predicted model, not a curated record. Lineage: Eukaryota; Fungi; Ascomycota; Sordariomycetes; Hypocreales; Hypocreaceae.
AUGAUCUUCAUCAUCACAAUCCUCCUGCUCGCCGCCGACUUCUACUACCUCAAGAACAUUGCGGGCCGGCGCCUCGUCGGCCUCCGGUGGUGGAACGAGGUGGACCCGCAGACGGGCGAGUCGCAGUGGGUGUUUGAGAGCCUGGAGCCGGGCACGCGGCAGAUCAAUGCGACGGACAGCCGGUUCUUUUGGCUGGCGCUGUACAUUCAGCCGCUGUGGUGGGUGCUGAUGGCGGUGCUGGCGCUUAUUCGGCUGCAGUUUCUGUGGCUGCCUCUUGUUGCGAUUGCGCUUGCUCUUACGAUUAUCAACACGCUGGCGUUUUCCCGCUGCGACAAGUUUAGCCAGGCGUCGAAUUUCGCUGGAGGCGCUUUUGGGUCGACGAAUUUGGCGGGCAGCAUUGCGAGCAACUUUGUGAGCCGCAUGUUCAGGGUGUAA